Messenger RNA from Acanthamoeba castellanii str. Neff, 624 nucleotides. RefSeq names its product EF hand domain containing protein. NCBI's taxonomy places the organism in Eukaryota, Discosea, Longamoebia, Acanthamoebidae. Gene Ontology annotation, molecular function: calcium ion binding. Bases 1 to 624 code for a protein of 207 amino acids. The record is from RefSeq and is a predicted model, not a curated record. The transcript is spliced from 4 exons.
AUGGGGGCGGACCAGAGCACUGGAGGGGGUGGCAAGGGGGUGGCAGGGAGCACCCACCUGAACGUGGAGCAGCUGGAAUGCAUAGUGGUGGCGUUCAAGGAGAAGAGCAAGAACGGCAAGCCCAUAACGUGUAAGGGCUUCAUCAAGGUCAUGAAGAAGGUCACCGCCAAGUAUCCAACCAUGGACUUCAGCCCGGACCGCCUAAGCUUCUUCUUCUCUCUCUUCGACGUAGACCAUGACGGCCGAAUCUCGUUGAAUGAGCUGCUGUCGGGUAUCUCCAUCAUCUCCAAGGGCAGUCUAGAGGAGAAGGCCAAUAAACUCAAGGCCCACUUCAAACGGCUUCUGGCGCUGGCGGAGAAGAUGACUGCCAACAUGCUGGCCAUGGACGUAUCCGAGACGGACAAGCCGACCCUCGCCAUGAAGCUCGAAGUGAAGCUCGAGCUUCGUAAGUUCUGCCAGGCGAACGAACAGACAGCCCUCGACAAGGUGCUGCUGGCCGACACGGACGGGGACGGCCAGCUCUCCAGGAGCGAGUGGCUCGAGGCCGUUCACGCCAACGAGUGGAUCAAGCGCUUUGUGUGCCCACGCAUGUUUGUGCAGAACGCCCAGAGCGACAUGUUCUGA